Archocentrus centrarchus (flier cichlid) is the source of this 1131-nucleotide messenger RNA. Its product is annotated as G-protein coupled receptor 35-like. Gene Ontology annotation, biological process: positive regulation of Rho protein signal transduction; phospholipase C-activating G protein-coupled receptor signaling pathway. The record is from RefSeq and is a predicted model, not a curated record. The transcript has 4 exons. Gene Ontology annotation, cellular component: plasma membrane. Gene Ontology annotation, molecular function: G protein-coupled receptor activity. Bases 1 to 1131 code for a protein of 376 amino acids. NCBI's taxonomy places the organism in Eukaryota, Metazoa, Chordata, Actinopteri, Cichliformes, Cichlidae.
AUGAUGGGCCUGAAGUUGUUCAGACUGCUGUUUGUAGAUGUUUUGGGGAUGAGGAUGAUGGUGGCUAAUUUGAAACAGACAGGGAUGGUGGCUCAGGUCAGGGACAGGUUGAAUAAUCUGAUAACACAUGUGACACUGGACCACCUGCCGCACUACAACUCCCCCACCGGCCAAAUCGACUCAGCACCCAAAGACUUUGAGGUCUAUCACUCCUCUACAAUGUUCAACAACACUCUGAAUGCUGCCUCCAACCAUUCUAUGAACUCCACCAACCCCAUUAAGCUCCAUGUUCGUCCACUAUGGUACGAGUUACCACUGUGUGCUGUGGCCCCUUUUGGCUUCAUUUUCUACUAUGGCGUCAAGGUGUUCAACCUGGCAGUAGGGACGCCGUGUAACAUCUUGGUCAUCUGGCAGAUCAUUACCAAGAAAAGUGAUGCUUCCACAUCUGACACCUUUAUCCUCAGCCUGGCCAUACUAGAUGCCUAUUUCUGCCUCAUGACGCCCAUCGACAUAGUCAACAGGUUGUUGCUGGAUGACAGUGGCAUCUGGUAUUUUAAGAGAUUUGCAUAUGGAAUCAAGGAUUUAGCACCAUUCUUUCUGGUGUGUAUCUGUCUGGACCGCUACAUGGCCGUGGUCCACCCUGUGUUCUUCACUGGCAUCCGUGACAACAAGAUCCGCAUUGGGAUUUCUGUGGUGGUGUGGGCCCUUAUCUUAGCUUAUGCCCUGGCAAAGUGCAUCCUGGGAUACAUAUCUCUCAAUGAUGUCUUCAGUGGCAUCAUCCUCUUUGCAUUUGCAAUGAUGAUCUUUUGUAACAUCUCCAUCAUCUGGGUCCUUCGGCGCUCUGUGAUGGGAAAGGAGGCAAUGCACCCAGUGAAGAAGAAGGCCUUGAAGAUGGUGUUGAUAAACCUGGCCAUCAUUGUAAUCAACUACCUGCCACCGGUGGCGCUCAUGCCCUUUGCAUCGUACUACACGACUGUUGCAUUUCACUGUCAGAUCCGCGUCAGCGUGUUCGCCAUCAUGGAUCUGAGCUGCAGCAUUGAGCCCCUUCUCUACAUCACAAAGAUGGAGCACGUUGAAGGGACAUGCUGUGGGAAGAGUGUUGGUGAAAAGUCGCUUGAUGUCACGACAUGA